UGGAUUUGCUUUUAUAUGUCAGUGGGAAAAUGGAGGGGCUUUCCCGUGAAUGAAAUCUUUUUGACGGCCAACCAGUAUGUUCUGGAUCUUCUACAAAUGUUGGAGUUCAACAUGACAGUGUCUUUUCCGGCAGCCCCUUUGCUUACAGUGAUCUUGGCUCUUGUGGGAAUGGAGGCUAUCAUGUCCGAAUUCUUCAACGAUACGACUACGGCCUUUUACAUUAUAUUAAUCGUCUGGAUAGCCGAUCAUUACGAUGCAAUAUGGUGUCACACAGCGGUAACCAAACGCCAUUGGCUCAGAUUCUUCUAUCUUUAUCACUUUUCAUUCUAUGCUUAUCACUACCGUUUUAAUGGACAGUACAGCAGUUUGGCGCUAAUUACGUCAUGGCUUUUUAUUCAGCAUUCUAUGCUGUACUUCUUCCAUCACUACGAGUUGCCGGUGAUUCUACAGCAGGCACAGUUGCAACAACUUUUAUUUCGAAAUCAUACGCAAGCAGCUCAGCCACCGACGCCCAGUACUGCCCCGACGACGCCUGGACCUUCACCAGCUUCCACACCGACGCCGAUGCCUACCCCAAGUCCCUCGACGCCUACCAUCGAACAGACCCAGCAGAAUUAUGUUUCGGAAUUGUCUCAGCUCGAUCCAGAUCCUGAUAACCCUGCCGAGCGUGUCGACGGAAUAACUUCUUCAGCUUCUGCGUCGGUCACAGGGACAGCAGUGACGGCGGAGAUGGCAGCUACGACGGUGCCUUCUGCACAAGCAAUGAAGAGACAGAAAAGUGAAGAAGAGGCCUCAUCAUCGAGUAAGGUCGACACAGCAUCAGUAAGUGCCUCGAGCAUCGAGAUGGACUCAAAGGUCCAAGGGGAACAAUCCUCGUCAGAAGAGUUUGAAGUGAUCGAAUGCUCGCACACGUCUAGAAAGGAAAGAACCGCCGAGGACUUAAGCGAGGACGCCUAGAUGAAAAGGAGCAAAGGGAGACGAACGAUGAGAUGGUAGAAAGAGUGAGAGGAAGUGUGAGAGUGAGGAAGUGUUGAAGAAAGAAGUAGGAAGGAAUAUCGUGAGAGAAGUUGAUUCGUGCCGAAGGCGAUCGCGGGCGUUCUUAAAUGCGACCGAGUCAUCCCCCAAUAUUAAUGAAAGCACUUACCCGAAGAGUUACUGAUUCGAAAUAUCUUUCGAUAAUUGGAAAUGUGCACACGUGAAUUUCUAUUGCGUCUAUUCGCGAAUAAGUUUUACAAAAUGCGGAUGCUACGACAGGGAGAAAGAAAGAGGAUAGACAGAGUGAAUUCAGAAGUAAGAAUUUUUUCUGUAUAGUUUUUUUUUAAAUAUCUUCAUGGACGACUUGUAAGUGGCUAAAAGGAAGCUUGGAGGCUUUAAGAACACAGAUAAGGAGAAUUGCGUGGUGAUUUUUUAAUGUAAUUUCCUUUGGAAUGGUUUGAAUUGCACGCGACUCCUGCCCGAGUUUCUAUGUUGAUGAUAAUCGACAAUGAAAAUAUGUAUAUCUAAGUGUACGCAAUACGGAGGUGUAUUGUAGAAUUUUCAUUUUUUUUAAAAUUUAUUUGUCCAUACUGCUUGGAAAUCUGCGUAAUCGUGCGCUAUGACGGCAAAAACAUGUCGAAGCUUUCAACGAAUUCGAUGACUAUACAAGUUUCGUAGAACUUCUUCAGAGUUUCCUGUCAAAAGUAUUUAACGUCUUAAACGACAAAGCCAGUUAUAUCCUUUCAACGAUAAGCAUACAGUAAGCCUUAUAUGAUUAGUAAAGCCCUGUCCCAUGACUAUGAGGAGGAGGACAUUAGUGAUAACUAAUAAGUAAUAACAAUUCAGAACAUGUAUAAACAUUUAUCUAUAAGGUCUAUUGUAACAUUAAUUCGGAGACCGUAUUUGUUCUUAAUUAUUUUACAUCCAACGUGAAUUAGUACCAUUGCCGUAAUUCGUGUUCUUGGUACAAUCUUAGCGAUUGUUAACUUUUGAGAAAAAAAGCGAAAAACAAGCGUGUCAAAAAAAAGGAUUUAAGAUUAAUGUAAAGACAAAGAGCCAAGAGCAUUAGGCAGAAUGAUUCUUCCGUCAUAGUGUACAGCAGCAGCUCCUCUCCUUGUCAGCAUUUUCUAAUUACGCCGAGAUAACGAUAAAAAAGAAAUGAUUAGUUAAGUGAUUUAGGAAUGAGCGAGGAGACAAAAUUUACUAUAUACAGUAGUAGUUAAAGCUAUUAGGAAGUGACAACAAGGUACUUAUUGUAUUUAUGCAUAUUUAUUGUUUAAUAUUGAUAGUUGUCUGUGACAAGUGGGGCGGAAAACUUUAAUACGAAGAAAAGGGUGGGAGUGCGUGCGAUUGUGUGCUUGGGUUCCUGUGUGGCUGUAUAUGCGUGCGUGUGUAUAAUAACGAGAGGUAUAAAAGAACAAAGUAAUAGAACGCUCAUCUUUUUUGUUUUAUCGUUCCGAAGCAACACAUAGGUGUCCGCUUUUGUAAAAUAAUUGCCCGAUUUAUUUAUAUUUCUCAAAGUCUCUUCGGUUGUACAUAAUAUUAGUAUACUAUACAAUAAAAGCAAAGCUCUUACUAUAA
Molecule: messenger RNA, 2556 nt
Organism: Cephus cinctus (wheat stem sawfly)
Lineage: Eukaryota; Metazoa; Arthropoda; Insecta; Hymenoptera; Cephidae
Product: membralin-like
Exons: 6
Coding region: 16-957 (313 amino acids)
Biological process (GO): positive regulation of ERAD pathway; response to endoplasmic reticulum stress
Cellular component (GO): endoplasmic reticulum
Source: RefSeq, a predicted model, not a curated record